UGGUAAGCAGAUCGUAGCGAGAUCGUAACGAUGCCGGAGGGGGCACGCUGGGCCAAGAUCCUAAAUGAGCAGCGCCAGACAGAGGUGAAGCAGAAGGGUGCCCACACCAGCGAGCGCUGCCAGUGCGGCGGCGACAUCUACUUCAUGGGCCGCUACAGCUCCGGGCCGCCCACCGGCAACGGCUGUUACGAGGCUGACGAGUACAAGUGCGCCGGCUGCCUGCGGGAAUGGACCGGACACGUCAACACCAGGCACGACUGAGGAGGGACAGCUGGCCGCCGCGUCUACCGCGUCAUUUGACUGCGCUGCUUGGAAUGAAGGCCGGCGCCUGGCGUGAUUGACGGCCGGCGGGGCGCGUGUGGUUUGGCACCCAGAGGUCAGUCUAUAUGGAUGCGGAUUAUAAUUGAAGGGACAGCCCGACAAGCGGGGGCACGCCGUACCCACGCCGUGAAGGGCCAUCCGGUCUAUAUGGUACCGGAUGUGCAAGCAAAGUAAGGUCA
This is a messenger RNA of Chlamydomonas reinhardtii, 500 nucleotides long. RefSeq lists its product as uncharacterized. Bases 31 to 261 code for a protein of 76 amino acids. Lineage: Eukaryota; Viridiplantae; Chlorophyta; Chlorophyceae; Chlamydomonadales; Chlamydomonadaceae. The transcript is spliced from 3 exons. The record is from RefSeq and is a predicted model, not a curated record.